Scomber scombrus (Atlantic mackerel) is the source of this 1423-nucleotide messenger RNA. RefSeq names its product potassium inwardly rectifying channel subfamily J member 10a (gene kcnj10a). Gene Ontology annotation, cellular component: plasma membrane. Gene Ontology annotation, biological process: regulation of monoatomic ion transmembrane transport; potassium ion import across plasma membrane. The record is from RefSeq and is a predicted model, not a curated record. Lineage: Eukaryota; Metazoa; Chordata; Actinopteri; Scombriformes; Scombridae. Gene Ontology annotation, molecular function: inward rectifier potassium channel activity. The transcript is spliced from 6 exons. The coding region runs from base 110 to 1423 and encodes 437 amino acids.
AAGUCUGUUUUCCACCUGUCUGCUGGACACUGAAAUUAAUUAAAUCUGCAAGUUUCCAAGCUGUGAACCUCAAAGUGAACGUCUGUUAAAUCAACAGGGAGCUCCAACUAUGACCUCGGCCACUCCCCCCUCCUCAGAGGGCUCCUCUCCCCAGAAAGUGUGCCACUCCCAGACACAGACUGAAAUCACCAAGCCCCUGCUGGGCUCCACAGCGGGAACAGGAAGUACUGGUGCAAGUGGAGGAACAGGAGCAGCAGGGGUGAACGCUCUCCGAAGGAGGCGCCGUGUUCUAUCCAAAGAUGGACGAAGCAAUGUACGCAUUGAGCAUGUGAGUGGGCGAGGAGCGCUUUACCUCCGUGACCUCUGGACGACUUUUCUGGACAUGCAAUGGCGCUACAAGUUCUUCCUGUUCUCUGCAACCUUUGCUGGGACCUGGUUCCUGUUUGGAGUGCUUUGGUACCUGGUGGCAAUGGUGCAUGGAGACUUACUGGAGUUUGACCCCCCCUCUAACCACACACCAUGUGUAAUGGAGGUGAAGACCCUGACAGGAGCCUUCCUCUUCUCCCUGGAGUCCCAGACCACAAUUGGCUAUGGUUUCCGGUGCAUAACCGAGGAGUGUCCUCUCGCCAUUAUCCUGCUCAUCUUUCAGCUGGUCAUCACCAUGGUGUUGGAGAUCUUCAUCACUGGCACCUUCCUUGCAAAGGUUGCUCGUCCCAAAAAGAGAGGUGAGACGGUAAAAUUUAGUCAACAUGCUGUUGUGUCAAAUUAUGAGGGGCGGCCUUGCCUCAUGAUCCGAGUGGCCAACAUGCGCAAAAGCUUGCUGUUAGGAUGCCAGGUGACGGGGAAGUUGCUUCAGACGUCCCUGACAAAGGAGGGCGAGACGGUGCGGCUGGACCAGCGGAACGUACCUUUCCAGGUGGACACGUCCAGUGACAGCCCCUUCCUCAUCAUCCCCCUUACCUUCUACCACAUCAUUGAUGACAACAGCCCCCUCAGAGCCUGGGCUGCGAAAGGUGGUGGCUGGACGGACCCAGAUCUAGCCGACUUUGAGCUGCUGGUGAUCAUGAGCGCCACUGUGGAGCCAACCUCCGCCACCUGCCAGGUCCGAACAUCCUACCUUCCGGACGAGAUCCUCUGGGGCUACGAGUUUCCCCCCGUCGUCUCUCUUUCCCCCUCAGGAAAAUAUGUGGCUGAUUUUGCCUUCUUUGACAAAGUGGCCAAAACCAAGACCCAGCCCCUAUUCAAGCAGGCCCUGCCGCCAAGCUCGCCAUCACAGGCGUCCCGUCACCAUGGUAGCAAAGAGGGAGAGACAGACCCGGAGAAGAUGCGACUAGAGGAGAGCUAUAGGGGGGAGGAGAAGGGGCGAGAGAGAGGGCGCAUCAGAGAUAGCAGCCCACUUAGUGUGCGUAUAAGUAAUGUUUGA